UCAAGUGGACUUUACUAUGUUCCAUCUGAUGGAGAUUACAACCAUUAUAUUGAGUAUACGAAGACCCUUCCACUGAACCCUUCUCCUGAGAUUUUUGGGAUGAAUGCUAAUGCUGAUAUUACCAAGGAUCAAUCAGAAACACAACAGCUAUUUGACAACAUCCUUCUAACACAGUCACGCACUUCAGGAGGAGGAGGAAAAUCAUCAGAUGAGACGGUUUAUGAAGUUUCGGCAGAUAUCCUGAGUAAACUCCCUAUGAAUUUUGACACGGAAGCUGCAAUGAGACGUUAUCCCACCACUUACACUCAAAGUAUGAAUACGGUAUUGGUCCAAGAAAUGGGUCGAUUCAAUAAAUUACUUAUGACUAUCAGAGAUUCUUGUAUCAAUAUACAGAAAGCAAUAAAGGGUUUGGUGGUUAUGUCUGCGGAUUUGGAAGAAGUAGUUCUGAGCAUACUAAAAGGAAAGAUUCCUGGAAUGUGGAUGAAGAAAUCAUACCCAAGUCCCAAACCUCUUGGCAGUUAUGUUAAUGAUUUUCUUGCAAGGCUAAAAUUUCUACAGGACUGGUAUGAAAAUGGAACCCCCCCAAUGUUUUGGUUGUCAGGCUUUUUCUUCACACAAGCAUUCCUGACAGGUGCUCAGCAGAAUUAUGCUCGCAAAUACACAAUCCCAAUUGACCUGCUGGGUUUUGACUUUGAAGUCUUAGAAGAUAAGGAAUACAAACAUGCACCCGAGGAUGGUGUUUAUAUUCAUGGACUAUUCCUUGAUGGAGCACGCUGGGACAGAAAAACAAAGAGGCUAGGAGAAUCUCACCCAAAAAUCCUCUAUGACACAGUACCCGUGAUGUGGCUGAAGCCUUGCAAGAGAACAGACAUCCCGCUGCGAUCAUGUUACAUUGCACCCGUGUACAAGACCAGUGAAAGAAGAGGAACUCUGUCCACUACUGGACACUCAACUAAUUUUGUGAUUGCAAUGACCCUUCCUUCUGAUAAACCUGAGGAGCACUGGAUUGGACGAGGUGUUGCUUUACUAUGUCAACUUAGCUCAUAA
Messenger RNA from Staurois parvus, 1047 nucleotides. The record is from the annotation of a GenBank genome assembly. NCBI's taxonomy places the organism in Eukaryota, Metazoa, Chordata, Amphibia, Anura, Ranidae.